AAAAGCGAAACCUCAAACAUGUCGGUCCUCCAUUGAGUGAGCCUAUAGUUCUAUCAUUUCUAUCAUGACAGUGACCGGUAUAACGCCGUGACCGUGUAAUUUAUCUACAGACGUCUCGACGCAUCGCACUGCGAUUCGACUUCUGUCUCUCACAGAGAUGGAAACUCUGAUCCCGAUUAUUAACAGACUGCAGGAGGUUUUCCUCACAAUUGGAGCUGAGAUCAUCCAACUUCCUCAGAUCGUGGUCGUAGGAUCACAGAGCAGCGGAAAGAGUUCAGUGUUGGAGAGUUUGGUUGGACGAGACUUCCUGCCUCGGGGUUCAGGAAUAGUCACACGGCGCCCUCUAGUAUUACAGCUAGUGAACGUGCACCCUCUGGAGGAGAGAGGCAAACAAGAAUAUGGCAACGGAGAUAAAUCAAACUCUCAAAACAGCUAUCCAGGAGUCAAAGCAGAAGAAUGGGGCACCUUCCUUCACUGCAAAAACCAGAUUUUCACAGAUUUCAAUGAAAUACGGAAGGAGAUUGAAGAGGAAACCAAUCGGAGUACUAACAAUAAGGGCAUCAGUCCAGAGCCCAUUUACCUGAAGAUCUAUUCCCCUAAUGUACUCUGUCUGACUUUGGUGGACUUGCCUGGUAUUACUAAGGUCCCAGUUGGUGACCAGCCUGAAGACAUCGAGACUCAAGUUCAGGAGAUGAUUCUGUCCUACAUCUCCAACCCCAACUCCCUCAUCCUGUGUGUGUCCCCAGCAAACUCUGAUCUGGCCACGUCUGAUGCCCUUAAACUGGCACGAGAGGUGGACCCAGAUGGUCGUAGGACGCUGCUGGUAGUUAGUAAGCUGGAUUUGAUGGACGCAGGGACAGAUGCUCUGGAAGUUUUGCUGGGUCGGGUCAUACCUGUCAGGCUGGGCAUUAUUGGUGUGGUUAACAGGAGUCAACAUGACUUGAACACCCAAAAGAGUCUCGUCGACUCCUGCAAAGAUGAGCAUGCAUUUCUGCAGCGGCAUUACCCGUCAUUAGCCUCCCGCUGUGGCUCGCAAUACCUGGCUCGCAUCCUGAGUCGACUGCUCAUGCAUCACAUCAGAGACUGUCUUCCGGAGCUCAAGACUCGAGUCACGGUGUUGACCGCCCAGUACCAGACUCGAAUCAACAGCUACGGGCAGCCUGUUGAAGACCACAGCGCCACCUUGCUGCAGAUUGUCACCAAGUUUGCCACUGACUACUGUAACACUAUUGAAGGCACUGCCAGACACAUACAGACCUCUGAACUGUGUGGUGGAGCUCGUAUUUGUUACAUUUUCCACGAGACAUUUGGAAGAACCCUGCAGUCCAUUGAUCCACUGGGAGGACUCACUGAACUAGAUAUCCUCACAGCUAUCAGAAACGCCACGGGUCCACGGCCAGCACUGUUUGUUCCUGAAGUGAGUUUUGAGCUACUGGUGAAGAAACAAAUCAAGAGACUAGAGGAGCCCAGCCUGCGCUGUGUGGAGCUCGUACAUGAAGAACUGCAGAGAAUCAUUCAACACUGCUCUGCCUACAGCACACAGGAGCUUUUGCGGUUUCCCAAACUGCAUGAAUCUAUAGUGGAGGUGGUGACCAGUUUACUCAGAAAAAGCCUGCCAAUUACAAAUGACAUGGUUCAUAAUCUGGUUGCGAUUGAGUUGGCCUAUAUAAACACUAAACAUCCUGAUUUCACCGAUGCUGCCCAAGUGUCUGCGUCUGUCAACAGCCAGCAGGCGGAGGCUGGUGAUGCAGGCAAGCGAUGGAAGAAUGAGACUAUGUCAUUAGAAGAGAAAGGUCCUGUGCCCGGAUUUGGGAGCCCUAGCAAAACUGUCAACCUGCUCGACACGGCUGUGCCAGUAUCCCGCAAACUGAGCGCUCGUGAGCAGAGAGACUGUGAGGUCAUCCAGCGACUCAUCAUAUGCUACUUCCUUAUCGUGCGUAAGAGCAUCCAGGACAGUGUGCCAAAGACGGUGAUGCAUUUCCUGGUGAAUUUUGUGAAAGAGCAUCUGCAGAGUGAGCUGGUAGGUCAGCUGUACAAACAGCAUCUGCUGCAGGAGCUCCUCGUUGAAUCUCAGGAAACAGCGCAGCAGCGCACUGAGGUCGCACAGAUGCUGGAGGCCCUGAAGAAAGCCAGUAACAUUAUCUCAGAGAUCCGCGAGACUCAUCUUUGGUAGCCAAACGUUCUCAUGAACAUUGUGUCAGGACACUGUUUACAUGUUUGUGUGUGUGAUGUAUGUGCUUUGUGUGAGUGCAUGCGUGUAUGACAUUGAUCAAAUACAUCAUAUCUGAAGGAGUUCAGUGCCUUUGCCAGCCUGAACAUUCAAGAAAAUAUUUUAUAACACAUUUAUUUGUGUACAGUUUUUCAGUUGCUCCUUAUUUCUACUGUAUGCACAGCAUUCCAUUAUGCGUGUGUGUCUGUGUGUUUGUGCAAUGGUAGUGAACAUAUCAUGUCCACGUCAGUUUCUUCAACUUCAUAAAAGUUUGGUUGUGGUUUUUGGACGUUUGCAAUAACUACUCUUUCAUUUAACGUUAUCAAAACUUAGGAAUGUCUCAAAUACUACUAUCAAUAUCCCAAAAACUUGUAUACCAAAUCAAGCUCAAUAGACCUUAGUCAGAGGUUAUGUUUAAUGUGAUGAAAACGCCUGGUGCACAACAGUGUGAAAUUGUCCCUCAUGGUCUUGUUUUCGUCCAAUUAAAUGUUAAGUCUACUCUGACUUAGGCUGAAACUGUUACUCAUGCAAUCUCAUACACUCAAAUGAUUGAGUAACUUAAUAUGUUGUAAAUGAAAGAUGAUGUAAUUUUAUGUGUAUUCAGCGUAAACCAUAAAUUUGAUCGUGAUAAUACAUUUAAUGUGCAGCCCUAAAUAUGUGGAAAAAAGUAUGCAUGUUUGAAAGGUUGCACACUUCAGGAGAACUUCGUUAUGUCAUUUCACAUAGCCAAUAUGGGCUCAGAACAAAAGCUAAGGCAGGAAAUACAUAAUGUAUGUAAGUUAGACUCAAAGCUAUUAUAAUGUUACAGUAUAUGAUAAUUGAUGAUACAACCUGUGACUGACAUCUAGUGCAAAUAAAUGGUGGUGUAGUGUACAUGGCCAUAGAACAAAGAGCUUUUCUUGUUAGCAGUGCUCUGAAACACUUCAAAUCUCCCUUAGAUGUGCUAGAGAAUUACACUGCCAUGUAAUAUUUAUGCAUGUAUGAAUAUUUAUUGUGAGAGUACGACUGUUUCAGAGAAGGUCAAAUGAGGUAGAAGAAAUGAAAACAUUCCAUCUGAAUCACUGCUUGAUACCCUGAACAGUAAGAAGUAUUGGCCAGUGCAUUGAAUAUAAAUUGUCCUGGAGAAUUCAUGUUUACAAUGAAAAUCGGUCUUUUGGCUUGUAGUAUAUUUGUUCGUUAUUGUGGUUGUAAUUCCAAUGUCACGAAGUAUUUCAUUUGUUGGGUUGAACUUUAACUUUUGGCUGUUUGCCAUUAGUUAUUUCAUGUCUUGAUUGAUUGGAUUGAUAUCUGGUUAAAUGUGAUCUAUAGCUCAUACAAUAUAUCCAUAUAGAAUGGAGAUCACCUCUGUGAUGAUGUUAAUGCUAGGUAGCGUCAUUUUGCUGCACUUGAUGUGGCUCAUGAAAGUUAAAAUCAGGAGAUGAUUUGAAGAUUGCCGUGCAAGUCAACAGCUGUCAUGUUCCCCAUUGUCUUGUCAUCUUUGGGCUCUCAAACUUGUUCUGUAUGCUGAUGUAGUUUUGUUUGAGUGGAGUAAAGUUUACGGAUGUGGCCUGAAAAACCAGAUGCGCUUACACUUGGUUGAGUCACGUUAAGCAAUUUCAAAUAAUCGGUUUCGGCUCAAUUGGAGGGCACUUAGACUUGGGGUCCUAUUUUAAGAGUGCUAAGCCAUAAGCACAGGGCUAUGCAAUACAUCAUAUGUGCAAAGUGAGUAGGCAUGGCCACAAAGUUUUUAUAUUUUCGUGCAAGCAUGCGCUAAGUCUAGGCGCAAGUGGGUUUGGUGAAAUUGCAUGUGCAAAGCUCUAAUGGGCUGGGUCAAGUGCUGUUAAUUCUGAGGUUCUUAUCAUGUUAUUGCAGUAUCACUGUACUGUUAUAUAUGCCAUUUUCUGUCAAGCAAUGUUGGGCUGUAUGCAAUGGAUCCCCUGCACUGUGACUGUGAUGCGUGUGUUAUAUGUUCUCUAUCGGCCUCUCUGGGACCAUUGGUUCUCGUCCUGCUCGCCCAUGUCUCACUUCCUUGAAAUAUGCUUUGCUUCUUUCCCAUUGUUAAUUGUUUUUAAAUUUAUAUUUUGGAAAGGUGCUAUACAAAAUAAACAUUAUUAUUAUUAUUAUUAUUAUUAUUAUUAUUAUUAAUCAUUUUGAUCUAUUGAAACAAAUCAUGGCUAGUAUUAAAAGUGAUAUAAAGCUCUUUGAUAUCAUCUGGUGGUGGAAUCUCCAAACUGCACGUGCAGGAACUGAGUUUUUAGAUUGCGCAAAAAUUAGACGUGGUUCUCAAAUGUCUCAACGCAAUGACCUAUUUCUCAGGAAAAUAGCAAAUUGCGCUUUGUGCCACUUGAUUUACAUGCAAGUACACCCACAUACUCCCACAUUCGCUAUAUAUAUAUAUAUAUAUAUUUAUUUAUUAUUAUUAUUAUUUUAUUACUGUUCCUCUGUGGCCGGCCCUGGAGAAAUCGACAGUUAGAACGGAUUGGUUGAACAGUACAACCGCUGCCUUAAGAGGGGAAAUAAAUACAAUCACUGAUACCUUGUGGGGAUUUGCUGUAUCUAAAUAUUUUAUCAUUGAAAAUAUUCAUCCAUAUUUUUAUCCUCACUUAAUGCAUAUUUAUUAUUUUGAUUAGUUAAUCAGUUGCUUGUUGUUUAUUGAUUUUAAAAAUUAUCGACCUAUUAAUCUGCUAUUGGCCUUUUCUAUCACCUUAGUUAUCGGUAUCUGCAAAAUCCACUAUUGGUCAAUCUAUUAUAUGUAGUAUAUCAGGUGUUUGACAGCAUGCAUUUCUUUUUGGUUAACCUCAUAUUUUAUCCAAUGAAUUAGGUCUCUUUUGACCUAAUUUAGGGAUAUAUGUUUCAGUGGAGUCAUGUUACCCUUUAAGGAUGUACAUUAGUGUAGAGGUGCUAAAAACUUUAAGAUGUUCAUUUAUAGUAACUUGUUAGACUGUUUGAGUGAUUUUUAACAUAGAAAUCUGCACAUCAACACUGACCACAAAUAGUCUCCAAUAAACCGGUUAAUCUCACAAAACCGGUCAAGAACAUGUCCGAGUCAAAUUUCACCCCAAAACCAAAGAACAUUUUUUUUAUUUAGCAUUACGAAAAGGAAGCCUUUUUAUUAGGACCACUAUUUGUUUUGCAACAUGAUGUUAUUUUCAUAACAACUUUGCAUGUUUCCCCUACAAAGUUUCAAUCACUGAUUGGUAAUUUGGUAAUUAUUUCUAUUUUCAAUGAUGAUUCUCAUUAGGUUUCGAUUACUGUUAAACAGUAUUUAUUGCAAUAAAAAAUUUGGAGCUAAAAUUUCAUUUAAUUUUGGAGCUAAAUAUGACCCAGAAAUGUUCUUGGAAGGUUUCACAAUAUUCAUCUAGCUUUAAAACAUCUAUUGACAUCUUCAUUACCUGUGUGUUGUGCAUUCUCCUAUAGUAAGCAAGUGUGAAAAGACAAAGGCGUAUUUUAAUUAUAUAAAAACUAAUUGAGCUUUCCUGUUGAGCAUGCAGUUGCGUCCAUAUGUUUGUGUGAGAGUAAUUUUACGUGUGAGAGAUUGUCUUGAAACAUGCCAAUUAGAAAAAUGCCUUGAAGCACCUGUCUGCCAUUUUAUUUUUGUUAUACAUGUUGAUGUACUAUUUGCUGUUCACAACAUCAUUAAAAUCAAAUGAUA
Molecule: messenger RNA, 5840 nt
Organism: Xyrauchen texanus (razorback sucker)
Lineage: Eukaryota; Metazoa; Chordata; Actinopteri; Cypriniformes; Catostomidae
Product: dynamin-1-like protein
Exons: 18
Coding region: 158-2173 (671 amino acids)
Biological process (GO): mitochondrial fission
Cellular component (GO): mitochondrion; cytoplasm; membrane
Molecular function (GO): microtubule binding; GTPase activity; GTP binding
Source: RefSeq, a predicted model, not a curated record